AUGUUCAUACCCGGUUUGCUCCCUAUUGCACUCGUCAGCGCAAGCAAAAUCACGGUGGAUGUGCGGGGAACUUUUCUAUGUGAUAAUGAUGAUCAACAUGAUGUGCAUGUCGAACUUUGGGAACGCGACAUGAUAACAGGAGACGACCUGCUUGGAGAGAUCAAUGUGGCACCUUUCGACUUUUUCCGGCUUAAAGGAGCGGAAAAGGAAUGGCUUCAUAUCGAUCCGUACCUCGUCAUCAAGCAUAAAUGCAAUGGAGUAUGUUUCUGUACAUUUAUUGUUAACUAG
Messenger RNA from Cooperia oncophora, 288 nucleotides. Lineage: Eukaryota; Metazoa; Nematoda; Chromadorea; Rhabditida; Trichostrongylidae. The record is from the annotation of a GenBank genome assembly.